Sphenostylis stenocarpa is the source of this 348-nucleotide messenger RNA. The record is from the annotation of a GenBank genome assembly. Lineage: Eukaryota; Viridiplantae; Streptophyta; Magnoliopsida; Fabales; Fabaceae.
AUGGCUGCGCGUGUGGCUGCAAGGUACGGAUCUAGAAGGCUGUUUAGCAGUGGUUCUGGAAAAAUACUUAGCGAAGAGGAAAAGGCUGCAGAAAAUGCUUACUUUAAGAAAGCUGAGCAAGAGAAGUUGGAAAAACUUGCUCGCAAGGGUCCUCAACCAGAAGCAGGCUCAGGGGGGUCAGUAAUUGAUGCCAAACCAAGUGAUUCAGGACACACUGGAUCAUCAGCUGACAGAGUUUCAACUGACAAGCACCGGAAUUAUGCAGUUGUAGCUGGCACCAUAACAAUUCUUGGGGCUUUAGGGUGGUACCUUAAAGGCACUUCAAAGAAGCCAGAAGUGCAGGAUUGA